Molecule: messenger RNA, 1608 nt
Organism: Penicillium lagena
Lineage: Eukaryota; Fungi; Ascomycota; Eurotiomycetes; Eurotiales; Aspergillaceae
Product: putative phosphatidylinositol-3,4,5-trisphosphate 3-phosphatase
Exons: 2
Biological process (GO): regulation of phosphatidylinositol 3-kinase/protein kinase B signal transduction; negative regulation of cell population proliferation; cell motility
Cellular component (GO): cytosol; plasma membrane; nucleus
Molecular function (GO): protein tyrosine phosphatase activity; phosphatidylinositol-3,4,5-trisphosphate 3-phosphatase activity
Source: RefSeq, a predicted model, not a curated record
UCCUCCAUCCUCCGCCAGAUCGUCGCGGGUCCCAGAUUGCAGCACCCGGAGGCGGGGUUGGAUCUCUGCUAUGUAACGAACAACGUGAUCGCCACCUCCGGUCCCUCCGCAACCUACCCCCAGCGCGCAUACCGCAACCCGCUCGAUGCCCUGGUCCAUUUCCUCGACUCCAAACAUGGCUCCGACUGGUGCAUCUGGGAAUUUCGCGCCGAGGGCACAGGGUACCCAGACUCAGAGGUGUAUGGCCGCAUCCACCACUUCCCCUGGCCCGAUCACCACCCGCCGCCCUUCGCGCUGAUCCCGAACAUCAUGGGCAGCAUGCGGAACUGGCUGCAGGAGAAGGAAGGUCGCGUCGCCGUCGUGCACUGCAAGGCUGGCAAGGGCCGCAGCGGCAGUAUUGCCUCCGGGUAUCUGAUCAGCCAGGAAGGGUGGAAGAAAGAGGACGCGCUGCAGCGGUUUACGGAGCGGCGCAUGCGGACGGGGUUUGGAGCUGGCGUGAGCAUUCCCAGCCAGCUGCGCUAUGUCGGAUACAUUGAUCGGUGGACGAACGAGCUCCAGAAGGAGUAUGUUGAGCGACCGGUUGAGAUCCUCGAGGUGCAUAUCUGGGGUCUGCGGGACGGCGUCAAAGUCGCUGUGGCGGGAUACGUUGAUGAGGGCAAGAAGAUCAAGACCCUCCACAUGUUUCACCGCAGCGAGCGGACCAUCGUCGAUGAUGGGGAUCUCUCCCACUCCGAAGGGAGUGACAAUAACAAAAAGCCAGCCUCGGCAUCACAGUCGGCCACACCGAUCAUCUCCACACCAGCCUCGUCAACAUCCAACAUCCUCCGCUCGGCAACGACGGUCUCACAAAACCAACACCCCACUACCAUGAUCUUCCGGCCCAAGAAGGCCUUGAUCGUGCCAACGUCAGACGUAAAUAUCGACUUUGAGCGCCGCAGCAAAGCCUCAUACACGGGGUUCGCCAUGGUAACCUCCAUCGCGCAUGUAUGGUUCAACGCCUACUUCGAGGGCGGCGCGCAGCACGACUCGGGCGUCUUCGAGACGGAAUGGGACGCCAUGGACGGGAUCAAGGGGAGUGCACAGAAGGGUAUUCGCGCGAUAGAGCGGCUGAAGGUUGUAUGGCGGUAUCCGCCACCGUCCACACAAGAUCCAACCGCGAGACCGAUCAGCGAGCCGAAACCGGGCGAGCCCAUCUCCGAGUCCCAUCCUGCCGACUGGCGGGGUCCGCACUUCCUAGAGCAGGAUACCCCUUCCACUCUCUCCACCACCACUACAGAACAGGAGAAUAAACAGCCCCCCGCUGGCAUCAAUACUGAACAAACUUCAGAAGCCCACCCCGUGGACACAACUACUAGCACCUCUAGCGGAGCGCCUGCCUCAGCAGCCGCACAUCUAUUAUCCGUGGUAGGACUCGACAAGGGGCUCGGGCUGCGCAAACAAACAGACGAAAGCAAAGACAUAAGUCUCGCGGGAAGCGAAGAUGAGCGCGGGCGCACAGAACAAACCCACACUUCUACUUCUUCUGUCGAUUUGGACGGGGUGAGGUCUUACUUUGAGAAGACGGGGCCGGACGAGCAGAAGAAGGAUGGAGAGGAGGGCGGGCACUGA